Molecule: messenger RNA, 1502 nt
Organism: Hydra vulgaris (swiftwater hydra)
Lineage: Eukaryota; Metazoa; Cnidaria; Hydrozoa; Anthoathecata; Hydridae
Source: RefSeq, a predicted model, not a curated record
UCAUGUAUAAUACUGUAUAUUUAAAAAUGUUCAAUAGAUACAUUAGAGCUAUAUAGGAUAUAUUACUGUUACCCCCAGUACCAGGAAUCAGCUAAAUUUAGCUAUUUCAUUUAACCUAUUUUUCAAAAUUUAGAACAAUUAUUUAAAUGUCAUCUACAAUAGAGUAUGUGUGUCAAAAAUAUGUUUUAACUUAUCGUAAACAUGACAAAUCAAUAUCAAUUGUUCAUGUUGAUGAUGUCAUUGGCUGGACUCAAGAGGAGUUUGAGAAACUCAAAAUUUGUAGAAGAGUAAAACUUAUGGUUUUAGUUUUGCAAUGCGCAACAAGUUAUGAAGGACUCAAAGAUACUUUAAAGUUUGUUUUUGAAAUGAAAAGAAAAAAACAAACAAUAGGUUUCAUACAAACUCAUUUCAAUCCAGUCCGUGGCCUAAACAGACAAAGACUGCCCCCAGUUUAUCCUCUUUACACAGCUUCUGAAGGUUCAAAUUUUAAUACAGAUCCUUCUGAUUCUAUCGCACUGCAUAAUCAGGAUACUGCUGCUGAAGCAGUUGCGUUAAAGCCUCUGUCACCACUUAAAACUCAAAAAUUUCCUGUUUCAUACAAGGCAUUACAUAAUCAGGAUAUGGCUACUGAAGCAGUUGCUUUAAAGCCUCUGCCACCACUUAUAACUCAAAAAUCUCCAGUUACAUACAAGACACUGCAUAAUCAAGAUAUGGCUACUGAAGCAGUUGCUUUAAAGCCUCUGCCAUCACUUAAAUCUCAAAAACGUCCUGGUUUACAUAAGGUUCAAAGCGUACAACUACCUUUAUCUACCUAACCAAUUGUUUCAAAUGUUACACGAACAGAUAUUCAGUCAAUUGACAGUUUCUUAUGAAUGCAUACAUUCUACGUGAAUUGACAUCAAUUCAGUCUAAGUUAAAUAAUCUGGAACAAAGACAGGGAAGAUUAGAGGCACGUGUUUGCAGUGUUCCUAUUGAUCAGAAUACCUCAAAUAUCCAAUUUCCUGUUUUUAUCUCUCCGAUGCAAUAUUCUGAAGUUGCUAAGCACCCAAAGGAUAUGUUGUCAUGGAUGAAGCUUGAAGGAGGAAUGACUGUCAAUGACCAUAUUUCUCGCGUCUUAAAUAAAUUGCUGACGCAUGACUUGCAACGUAAUAUAAACAGGACCGGAAGUCAUGGCAAGCUUAAGUUUUUUGAUAACCUGGAAAAUCUGCUCAAAACGUCAACUAUUCAUUUUUUCCCCGGUACCACGACAAAAGAAAUUGAAAAAGUGGCUCGAUUUUUUAACAACGCCAGAGAUCGCUCUGGUGGUCGAAUGCAGAGAAGUUUAAAAAAGAUCGAUGUUUCAAUCGAGGAAGACAAAGAUGACGUUAGUAACGAGGGUAGUGAAGAGGGCAGUGAUAACGAGACACAACAAAAAAAACGAAAAACUUUAAAAUAAAUAUUAGUAAUGUGUUUCAAGAAAAUCUUUAUAUGGAUACUUUUAUUGUAAGUUUUAAAACCUAAAA